Molecule: messenger RNA, 1791 nt
Organism: Magnusiomyces paraingens
Lineage: Eukaryota; Fungi; Ascomycota; Dipodascomycetes; Dipodascales; Dipodascaceae
Exons: 1
Coding region: 1-1791 (596 amino acids)
Source: RefSeq, a predicted model, not a curated record
AUGACAACCACGCUUCCCUCAUCACCGCCAGAAUUUCACUUGGAACUGGCACAUUUUUUAUCCCCCAGUUGUUUAAAAUCUUUAAGUCAAACAUGCUCUGCCUUGCGCAAAAUAUACAAACCUGAAGCUUGCAAGUACUGCAUGCUAUCAGACACACAAAGCCUCCCACCACCUAAAACAUCAGCAGGCAGACAAAAAAACGAUUAUCGUCCGGUACCAAUUGAGGUAUUGAAAAAUCCAGACCGUUAUUCUUGGUUCUGCAGCGAUGCUGUCAUUUUUCUAGAAGCUAGAACCUGGUAUGAACAAGAUCAGGUUCUUGAGCUUCUUAACCCCAUUAUAGAAGAAAAAUACCCUAGACUGAAAUAUUUCUAUGUUUUAUCUUCUUUACGCCAAAUUCCUUUCCUGUUUGAUUUAUUAGAUCCUUUGGAACGUAAUUCCAAACUUGACAUUGUUAGAAUGACCCUUAGAGACUUUAGUUUUCUUGAGUACUUGACACUAAAUUUCCCACUUCUCAAAAAAAUCACAAUCACCAGUGUUAACCAAUCAUAUGAAAUAGGCAUAAUGCCUUUUGUAAUUAUUCCCGAAUCUCUUAUAUUUACCAAUGUUAAUCAGCUUUCACUUCACGCAGCCUUUUUUAACGAAACUCCACAAUUGAUACCUCCCCUUAUCCGCAGUUUUAAGUCCUGGACAAAUUUAUCCGCACUCAUUAUUUCUCAAAUCAAAGUUUUUUCGAAUGAUGAUCAGAUCUUGGUAAAAGAAUAUUUUCCUUCUUUUUUUGAAAUACCUACUACACUAAAAACAUGCUAUUUUGAAAGUUUCACACACUCAUUUGUAAGCUACUCAUUUGGGCUUGUUCCUCUCACGGAACCAGUCAUAAUCCCAGCAGUCACGCGUCUAUCACUUGUCAAUGACUCUGAUACUUCUCUAAUUGCAAACAAAAUCAGUUUUCCAAAUGUCAAAAGCAUGACCAUUUAUUCUCGACUUCCGAGUCCCUUAAAUGUAAGAGCAAUGUUUGGUCGAGUAGACCAGACUGAGUCUGCCUUAACCAGGCUAAGCCUUGGGUUUGAUACUUUUGAAAUAAUGAACGAUAUUUCCGAAAUAAAUUCUCUUUUAAACUUUAAGCAGCUCAAAAUUUUGCAGCUGGUAGAUGAUCACGGCAUGGCUGUUCCACAAACACCAAGCGCUUCCAGCAAAGAUGAAGAAGAACAAUUUAAAUCUUUGGUUUGCCAACGUCAAGGUGAAAGCAUGCUAUUUAAAACAAGCGAUUAUCCAUUUUUGGAAAAACUCCCGUCCUUGACGUUAGACUGUGUUGAAUUAUUUUCCCUUAUAUAUCGCUAUAAUAUUAACCACAUCCCGAUUUUCUUUAUCAAAAUGUUAAAAAUUGAGUAUAUUAUAUCGAAAAUUUUUUCGCAUUCAAAAAUUCAAUAUCUCUACAUUGGUAGCUGCAAUUCCUUCAUCUGGUUACCAUCUCUUGCAUUAUUUUUGAAAGGAAUGGAAAAUGCUGUUUCUCAAGGCUCAAAUACACACCCGGUAAAACAAAUCAAAGUUGUUUCCAGUGGCUACUAUGUGGAAGAUGUCCAUUUUGAACGUUUACCUCAAUAUCCUUCCAUGACUCGGUCGUUUUUCAAAAAUGUUGCUUCAGCCCUUUACAACUUCCAAUACAUGGGACUUCCAGAAAGUACUAAUUCCGUAGUAUCUGAUCAAGGAGUUAACAUUUUCGAUUAUGCUUUGGAUCCAGAUAGAGAAGAAUUUCUUACAGAGGAUGAAGAUUUUUGGAGAUGGAAUUAUUAG